UCCACCGCGCCCACCCCACCACCGUCAUCGCGCUCGCGAGCUCAGUCGCAGCUCUCCACCGCCCACCGCGCCCUCCACCGCCCACCCUCACAACCACGACCCGCACCCUCACAACCACAACCACAACCAUGAUCAACGCCGUCCUCGUCUUCAACAACAACGGGCAGCCACGGCUAGCCAAGUUCUACUCCCAAAUCGACCAAUCGCUCCAACAGCGCCUCCUCACGCAAAUAUUCACACUAAUCAGCACUCGCCCCUCGAACUCUUGCAACUUCCUUCCCCUCCCGCCGCUCCUCUCCUCUCCCUCCCAGGGCGAACAAAUCACUUUGUUAUACCGGCACUACGCAACCCUCUACUUCAUAAUCAUCAGCGACUCUUUGGAAUCCCCGCUGGGCCUGCUGGACCUGAUCCAGGUUUUCGUCCAGGCCCUCGACCAGCUGUUCGAGAACGUGUGCGAGCUCGAUCUGAUAUUCAAUUUUGAAACGCUGCAUGCGACCCUCGAGGAAAUGGUCGUGGGAGGAUGCGUGGUCGAGACGGAUCUGAAAAAGGUUGUGGAUGCGGUUAGGGGUGCGGAGAAGGGGGGGAAGAAGGGUGCGGGAGGGGGGGGUGGGGGGAUGGGUGGGGGAGGGGGACAAGGUGGGGGGGGAGGGGGGAUUGCGGGAGUUGUGGGAGGGCUUGGGAGGGGCGGGUUUAUGGGCGAGGGGUGGGGACAUCGGUGAGCGGGUGGGAGUGGAUGGUGGAUUUGAUGAGCACAAAUGGGACUGCAUUGGACUGUAUGCUGGAUGGAUGUGCCGUUGAAUACAGGGCAAGAUAACCGUCAAGGUAGAAGGCACGGAUAACGAGCACAUGGCGAUUCUGUACAGCGAGAUUCCAAAGCACAAGCAUGGGCAUGGGCAUGGACUGAACAUGAC
Molecule: messenger RNA, 911 nt
Organism: Tricharina praecox
Lineage: Eukaryota; Fungi; Ascomycota; Pezizomycetes; Pezizales; Pyronemataceae
Product: clathrin adaptor complex small chain-domain-containing protein
Exons: 3
Coding region: 129-719 (196 amino acids)
Biological process (GO): intracellular protein transport; vesicle-mediated transport
Cellular component (GO): intracellular membrane-bounded organelle; membrane coat
Source: RefSeq, a predicted model, not a curated record